This is a messenger RNA of Penicillium cinerascens, 1329 nucleotides long. RefSeq lists its product as uncharacterized. The transcript is spliced from 2 exons. NCBI's taxonomy places the organism in Eukaryota, Fungi, Ascomycota, Eurotiomycetes, Eurotiales, Aspergillaceae. The record is from RefSeq and is a predicted model, not a curated record. Bases 1 to 1329 code for a protein of 442 amino acids.
AUGUCUCAACUGUUGUUGGACGCUCCUGACGGCUCGAGCCUCAUUUGGAUCCUCGACCACGUCAAUCGCUACCCAGGCUCCUACGAGAUUCCUCUGCGCAGCAUGUACCAACUCAACCUCAACCCCACCAGGGCCUCGGGCAGUCGCUCGCCCGAGACCGCCUUCUCCCCGCGCAGCUCUCCGCGUGACUCCACUUCCACUGCCAAGUCCUCGCGCUCCUCGCAGGAUGCAUCCGUGGAUGCGGCUGCCGACUUCCGCUCCGCACUGGAGAACCAACUGUCACGCUUGCCAUCGCAGCCUUGCUCUCUUCCUCCUAGUUUCACGACCAACUACAUCCGCAAGGCCUUUUGUGCAGAGUUGCAUCUGGUAGACUUCCCGCAGGCUCUCACCGCGCUGGACUACCUCAAGUCUCUCGACGACCGUUGGAAGAAGGAGGUUAAUGACGCCCUCGCCCGUCUUAAGAUCAGCCGGGAGGAUGCGGCGAACCCGAGAGGUUCUGACCUCGUCUUCAAGUAUCCCGGUGUGGCUGCUUGGCUGCAGUCAAUCCACCGCAAGAUUCGCCAUAUCUACGCCCUGUAUACUCAGGUCUACGUUGGCCUACGUCGCUGGAUCAUGAUCAACGACAUGCUGCUUGAGCCCACCUGGAAGACCAACCACAUUGCCAUGCUGAACACCCUCUACCCGCCUGCACCUCAGUCGGGUCCUACCCCCACCCCUCAGUUGAGUCCGCGGAUCCUGAACAGCAACCGCGAUGGAUUCUUCCAGUACAUCAAUGCCGUUGAUGCCAAGGGCACUGGUGUUCUGGACCCCGUCAUCAAGCAGGAUGCUAAGGAUGGUGCUUCCAACAACUGGCCUCAGAUUCACGACGCCUUGUCAAAGUAUCUGACCUUGGUCAACGAUGUCAUUGAUGAGUGUGUUCUAGUGAACGAGCCUAGUUCCCUGGAGGAAGACAAGAGCCUCAACCGCGGUCGAGGUCGCAAGUUCGACUCGGGCGUCAGCUUCGGCUCAUCCACCACCGAAGCGAGUAUCGCCGAAGGAAUGAUGUCGGAGAAGGAACUCCCGCAGUUCCCCCUCCCCCAAAACAUCAAUGCCAAGACUGGCGGCUCGAUCCUAGAGCGCCUCGCCCGGGAGGUGCGCGCCCUGGGCGCCAACUCCAAGGCCCGAAACCUGCGGAAAAUGAAGUCCACUACUGCCCUGAACGCUCGGCCUGGCAGCCAGCAGAGCCACGCCGAGAGCUCGUUCUUCGAGAUCGACGACAACAAGCGCAAGCGUCUGAUCUUCGAAGCCAAUUUCCGCAAGAACUCCCAAUCCCAGGUGUUCACCCAGUAA